Messenger RNA from Bufo bufo (common toad), 1108 nucleotides. RefSeq names its product growth arrest and DNA damage inducible alpha (gene GADD45A). Gene Ontology annotation, biological process: regulation of cell cycle. The coding region runs from base 115 to 588 and encodes 157 amino acids. Lineage: Eukaryota; Metazoa; Chordata; Amphibia; Anura; Bufonidae. The record is from RefSeq and is a predicted model, not a curated record. Gene Ontology annotation, cellular component: nucleus; cytoplasm. The transcript is spliced from 4 exons.
GGUAGGGGACGAGUUGAGUCAGAGACACUGGAGCUGAAGUACAGAGAAGACGCGCGAGUGAGACUUGGAGCAGUGACGGGCAGCAGGAUUACUGUACGGACUGUCGGGAGCACUAUGACACUGGAGGAGCUGGCUGCUGGAGAGCAAAGCAUGGGAAAGAUGGACAUUGUGGGGUCUGCGCUGGAGGAGGUGCUGAGCAAAGCCAAGCUGCAGAGGACCAUCACCAUCGGGGUGUACGAGGCGGCCAAGCUGCUCAACGUGGACCCAGACAAUGUGGUGCUUUGUCUUCUGGCCACGGAUGAGACGGAAGAUCAGGAUGUCGCCUUGCAGAUUCACUUCACUCUGAUCCAGGCGUUUUGCUGCGAGAAUGACAUCAACAUCCUGCGAGUGAGCAACAUGAGCCGGCUGGCCGAGAUCCUGGGCGGCGCUGACAAGGCCGGGGAACCUGCUGAUCUGCAUUGUAUUCUGAUCAACAAUCCACAUGCUUCCCAGCUGAAGGAUCCCGCCAUCAAUCAAGUGAUCAGUUUCUGCAAAGAGAGCCGUUAUUUGGAUCAAUGGGUGCCUGUGAUCAACCUCCCCGAGCGAUGAGCUUUGUCGGACCUCCAUAGGACACUUUCUGUUUUAAAAAUAAUAUAAACAAAAAUACAAAAAGUACUGUUCCCUCCAGAGGACGCUUCCACCCACCUGACAAGUGGACAUGACUGGGCGACUGCUGCCUAUUGUGUUUCAGUGGGAGAAAGGAGAAAAACUGUUUAAAUAUGGAAGAGGAGAUGAGCACGUCUGUUGCGGCACCACCUCACGUUUUGGAGGCGACCGGAUUUUAUUGUUCAGGAGGAGUCGGGGAUUCCCAGAAGUAAAUGGACUCUACGUGUCUGACGUAUUUUAUAUAAGAUGCUAUUUAAUGGAGAAGAAUGGUCGAUAUUUAAAGUUAUCGAUAUGAAAAGUUAAUUUAUUUCUUAAACUUAUUUAUGCAACUUUGUUACCUAUUCGAUGAGUUCACUGAGCUGGUACUGUCUGCUUUUAUAUUCCGAAUGGUUAAGAGAACCAGAUUUUACAUUGUUAUUUUUUUUAAAUAUUUAGUAUUAUUAAAUAAAAUUUUAAAGACAAA